UCAGCCGGGCCGGCGCGGAGCUGAGCGCCGCCGCCCCGCGACCCGCCCUCCCCCCCGCCGCCAACAAAAGCCCCCGAGCGGCCACCGGCCCCAGCGCCCUCCCGGCCCCGCUGUCACCCUGCCCGACCCGGCCGCAGGAUGCCAAACUGGGGAGGCGGAAAGAAGUGUGGCGUCUGCCAGAAGGCAGUGUACUUCGCCGAGGAGGUACAAUGUGAAGGCAGCAGCUUCCACAAGUCCUGCUUCUUGUGCAUGGUCUGUAAGAAGAACUUGGACAGCACCACUGUCGCUGUGCAUGGAGAGGAGAUCUACUGCAAGUCCUGCUACGGCAAGAAGUACGGCCCCAAGGGCUACGGGUACGGGCAGGGAGCAGGGACCCUGAGCACCGACAAGGGCGAGUCUCUGGGAAUCAAAUACGAAGAGGGCCAGCCCCACCGACCCACCAACCCCAAUGCCUCCAGAAUGGCCCAGAAGGUCGGAGGCGCUGAUGGAUGCCCUCGCUGCGGCCGGGCGGUGUAUGCAGCCGAGAAGGUGAUUGGAGCUGGAAAGUCCUGGCACAAGUCCUGCUUCCGCUGUGCCAAGUGCGGCAAAAGCCUGGAGUCCACCACCCUGGCAGACAAAGACGGGGAGAUCUACUGCAAAGGUUGCUACGCCAAGAACUUCGGUCCCAAGGGCUUUGGCUUUGGGCAAGGUGCCGGGGCGCUCGUCCACUCACAGUGAGGCAGCCAGAGCAGGCUCUCCGCUCGCUCCGGGCUCAUCCGUACCAGCCUGUGCUGCCGACCCCUCCCGCACCCGCAGGAGCAUCCUCGCCGUCAUUGAUAACCACGCGCUGCUUCACAGCACGAGCCCCUUCCUCCCCGCCCUGACCCAGUGCACCCCGGAACCAUGGGAGUCCCAGCAGCGUCCCCAUGGGUUCCUGCCAGCGCAGGUGCCAGCGGGGAGACAGCUCACCCCCCGCCGCGAGGCCUGUGUGCCUGACACGUCCUGCUCCGCGUUGCCCAUCCCGGCGGGAUGCGUGCUCAGCCGUGCCACGCCGUGUCACUGAACGAGCAAUAAACAUCGAAGCUGACCCACA
Molecule: messenger RNA, 1072 nt
Organism: Falco peregrinus (peregrine falcon)
Lineage: Eukaryota; Metazoa; Chordata; Aves; Falconiformes; Falconidae
Gene: CSRP1
Product: cysteine and glycine rich protein 1
Exons: 6
Coding region: 139-717 (192 amino acids)
Biological process (GO): muscle tissue development; sarcomere organization
Cellular component (GO): Z disc; cytoplasm; nucleus
Molecular function (GO): structural constituent of muscle; actinin binding
Source: RefSeq, a predicted model, not a curated record